Molecule: messenger RNA, 1937 nt
Organism: Rosa chinensis
Lineage: Eukaryota; Viridiplantae; Streptophyta; Magnoliopsida; Rosales; Rosaceae
Product: F-box protein At5g07610
Exons: 2
Coding region: 403-1779 (458 amino acids)
Molecular function (GO): protein binding
Source: RefSeq, a predicted model, not a curated record
GAAACAGACCUCUUCGUUCUGGGACCUGCAACGGCCGCGAACCCGAAACUCAGCCAAGCGAAGCCAAAUCCGCGAAGAUCAACUCACCCAGCGCGCUUCGGUCUCUAUUGUUAUCUAGUUUUACAACCAAGGAUCUUUGUAAGCUUUUCUCAAAAUUCCACCAAUUCCGAUUUCACAUCUUGUCGUGUUUGCAGUUUGCUCUUUGAUUUACAAGAUUGGUUUCAAUCUUCUUUCGAGAUAGUUACAGCCGGCGAGAUAUCUGGAAGAAGAGCUCCAAAUUGAUCCGCUCCACAGAGGAAAGCCAACGCGAUAGACACAAUCAAUUUGGAGUGGUUCAUUAAGGUUCGUUGUAGCCUUGUUCAAACAAGGCAGAAAGACCAAACCUCCUCAUUUAGAAUUUAGAUGGAGCACAGAUUCUACCCCAAACGCUGCACCAGUAGCUUAGCGGAAACCGUAGCCAGCAUAGAACAAGUCCUUACUGAAAUCCUUGUGCGCGUGCCAGCUAAACCUCUAGUCCGCUUCAAAUGCGUCUCCAAGCAUUGGCUCUCUCUUAUUUCCGACCCUAAAUUCUGUCACCGCCACACCCUUCAAAACCCUAACACUCCAGUCUCUGCUGUCUUUUGUGACAGAUCCUGCCGCCCCUUUUGUUUCGUCCCUAUUGAUUUGGAUCACAUGCGUGGAACCAGUAGUACUAGUAGUAAUAUUAGGAACCAUGGAAACCAAAACCCAUUUGGGUCUGGUUCACCUACUUGUAAUCCUCUUGAUUUUGUACAGAACCAAUAUGAUUAUGGCAUCAAAACUGUCCACACCUUUCCUGUCAAUCGUCUUCAUUUUGAUCACAAAAGCCCAUCUCGCUCUCGUUCACUCCCUUUCAAUCCUCUUACGUUUGCUCAAAACCAAUAUCAUGAUGACAUCAGAAUUAUCCAGUCCUGCAAUGGCCUCUUCCUGUGUCUUCUUUUUCAUAAUAAACUGAACCCCCCAUAUCUUAUUUUCAAUCCUACAACAAACCAGUUCUCUACACUUAUUCCUCCUCCAAUUACUGCUGUUACCACCGCUACUGGUGAACGAAAAGAACACUAUGUCUCUACUGCUUUGGCUUUUGACCCUUCCAAAUCACCUCAUUACAAGGUGGUCUGUCUUCGGACCAUUGAUGGAUCUGAAGACGGCACUAUCUAUCACAUAGUGAUAUAUUCAUCUGAGACUCAAAGUUGGAGGAUUCUCAAUUUUUCUAUCAAGAGGGUAUUUUCCAUCCUCUAUGCACGCGUGGUAUACUGGAAAGGAGCAAUUCAUUGGUUAGGCAUGUUUAGUGAGGUAGCAUACUUUCACAUAGAUGAAGAACGUGACGGUUUUAUUGAUAACCGUCCUCACUUUUAUGAGAACGACGUUCACAGGAGGAAAUGUAGAUACUUUCAGGAGUCUCAUGACGGGCACCAUUUGUAUCUUAUUGAUAUAUAUCGGCCUUGUAUUACUAAAUUUGAAGUGUUUGAGAUGGGGAAAGACUACUCUGGUUGGUUUGUCAAGUACCUUGUUGACAUUGAUCCCAUAUGCCGGUGGAACCUGUCUGAUCGAUUUGUUGUUCUAUUUCUAGAUCAAGAUGAAAAUGAAGAAGAGGAAAGUUCAUCUCUGUUGCUGCAUAUGCCUGGAAAACUCAUUUCUUAUAAUCUUAAGAGCAAGACCUACAAAUCUCUUGAUUUAACUCCCAAGCCCGGAGUUAAUGAUUCUCUCUUACGAGUUGAAGCAUCUAAUCAUCGAUAUAUGGAGACUCUGGCCUGUGUGUGAUACUAUACUCUUGCUGGUGCUGUGUGGUUUUUGCUUCUGGUUGUAGGAUCUUUGCAACAGAAAAGUCCUUUUAUUUUUGUGUGCAUUUGACACUACACAUCAUUUUAAGUUUUUUGUUAAUGUUAUUCCAUUGCUUCUUUAAUUUGGAUGAUUAGUUU